Argiope bruennichi is the source of this 2574-nucleotide messenger RNA. It is a transcript of the gene lic, whose product is annotated as dual specificity mitogen-activated protein kinase kinase 6-like. Gene Ontology annotation, molecular function: MAP kinase kinase activity; ATP binding. NCBI's taxonomy places the organism in Eukaryota, Metazoa, Arthropoda, Arachnida, Araneae, Araneidae. Bases 357 to 1379 code for a protein of 340 amino acids. Gene Ontology annotation, biological process: stress-activated MAPK cascade; protein phosphorylation. The transcript has 9 exons. The record is from RefSeq and is a predicted model, not a curated record.
UCCAAAACUUAAACAACUCUCAUUUCGCUGUUUCUUUCAUUUCAUAUUUUUGGAGAAAUAAAUAUGAACAUUUUCAUAUGUUGUUUGAAAAAGUUCUUAAUUAGACAUAUCAGUUGAGUUAUAAAAUUUUAUAUAGGAAUUAUUUGUUAAAAAUUUGAUAUUUUCUUGAAACAGAUGGUCAAGUGACUUUUUUCUCCUUUUCGACACUUCACGGAUACCGUUAAGGGUUGUAAACUGCUGUUUAGAAGCAAAUACAUUUGCUGUUGACCGAAUUGAGUGUGAAUUUUGUUUUGUAACUUAAAAUAAAUGUUCCUCUGCAAAUAUUAACAUAAAUCUUCCAGUUAGUAAGGUCAAAUAUGGCAGGCAAAAAAAGGCCCCCAAAAUUAAAAUUUGUUGAAGAAAUAAAACCUCCUGAACCUGUGUUGCCUCCAAGAAAUUUAGAUACUAGAACCACUAUUACUAUUGGUGAUAGAGUAUUUGAAGUUGAAGCAGAUGAUCUUGAAGCUAUUUGCGAAUUAGGUCGAGGUGCUUAUGGCAUUGUUGAAAAAAUGUUGCAUCGGCAAAGUGGAACAGAGAUGGCUGUAAAAAGAAUUACAGCCACUGUGAACAAUGAAGAGCAGAAACGAUUAUUGAUGGAUUUGGAUAUAUCUAUGCGCAGCAGUGAUUGUUUGUACACAGUUCAAUUUUAUGGAGCUUUAUUUAGAGAAGGAGAUGUUUGGAUAUGCAUGGAAGUAAUGGACACAUCUUUGGAUAAAUUUUAUCCAAAGGUUUAUAGUGCUGAACAAACUAUUCCUGAAGAAGUUCUAGCAAAAAUAGCUUUUGCUGUUGUCAGUGCUUUACAUUAUUUACAUAGCAAGUUAAAAGUGAUUCACCGUGAUGUAAAGCCAUCCAAUAUUCUGAUAAGUCGUGGUGGUGCUGUAAAAAUAUGCGACUUUGGCAUUUCUGGAUAUCUUGUAGACUCAAUAGCAAAGACUGUGGAUGCUGGCUGUAAGCCUUAUAUGGCUCCAGAGCGAAUCAAUCCUUCUCCUAACCAAAGAGGAUAUGAUAUACGUUCAGAUGUAUGGAGCUUAGGUAUUACAAUGUAUGAAUUAUCAAUGGGUGUAUUUCCUUAUAAAACAUGGACCACACCAUUUGAACAAUUGAAACAAGUUGUUCAAGAUGAUCCACCUCGUUUACCAAGUGGAAAAUUCUCGGAUAAUUUUGAAGACUUCAUAUCUCAAUGUUUACAGAAGGAUUUUACAAAAAGGCCAAAUUAUCCUCAACUUCUUGAACAUCCAUUUAUAUCAUCAGACUCCACUCGUGAUUUUGACAUCUCAAGAUAUGUUUCAUUUGUGUUAGACAUGUAUGAUAAAGUACCUGAAGGUGCACCGAAGUCAUAGGUACAUCAGAAAAUUUUGUCCGUCUAGCUGUGUGUAUGUGUUAAGGCUAUUUUAUUAUGCUUAAAGCAUAUCUACUUGACUUUUAAAUUUCCAUGAUUUAAAUUUAAAAAAUAUCAUGCAAGAAUAGCAUAUUGACUUUGUACAAUUGAACGAAUGCCAUUUUAAAUUACUUAAAAAAUGACAUCUUAAAAAUUCAUUACAAUUUCAUUUUAUUUAAUGGUAAAUGUAGUAUUUUAAAAGUAUUUAUUUUGUUAAAGAAAAACAUAAUUUUGAUGUAUUUAAAUUGGUAAUUAAUGCAGGUAGGAUGCUUUCUUCAUUUUAUUCUGAUAUUCAUUUUAUUAAAAAGAAAUGCUUAUCAUUUUAUUUUAUUUUUUGUAUGCUUCUUUUUUCAUUUAUUAUGGUUUAAACUUAUUAGAUUUGAAGUGUUUUUUGUUUUGAGAAGCAAUGCAUGAAAAGAUAUUGAAAAGGAUAAUUAUUUUUAUAUCCAUUGACUGAACUCUUAAAGUGCAAUUUAGUUAGAAUUAUUAUAAGAGUACAUAUUAAAUUUUUUUCCAUUAUUGACUUAAUUAGAUAAUAUAUUGAAAUUACUACAUUUUUAGUGCUGGUAUUGUAACUUUUAGUUGAAAGUUUAGUUUAAUUAAUAAUACUUUCUACUCAUAUCAAAUAAUAUCAAAAUUUCUCAUUAAAAGUUUUGAAUCAUAUCAACCGCCCCCCUCCCUUCUUUUUGUGUGUACUUUUUAGUAUAUAAUUGCAUUUUGUGUAUUAAAUUCUUGAAGAAAUGAUGUAAAAUUGUUUCCACUUGUAAUCAUAUCACACUACUUAAAUUUUUUGUGCAUUGUUUCGAAUUUUCGACUACAUAUUCUUGUACUUUAAAAAUAGGUAAAUUGUUCUGCUUUUUAAAACAUUUAGAUAUAUUUUUAAUACAGUUAAAUGUUGAUUGUGAUUAAUGAAAUUAACAAUUAUGUAUGUGUUGUUAUAAAAUAAGUUUUUGUUGCUCAUGAUGUAUAUAGUAUUACCAGUUAUGUUUCUUGUUAUGUAAACAGCUAUAAGCUUGAAUUUAAACUGUCCAUUCUAUAGAAUUUUGACAUAAGUGCCUUCUUUCCGAUUUUUAUCUUUUACCAUAUUAAUUUGAAUUUCUAUUUAUCAUUAUAAGAUUUAAAAAAAAAAACUUGUAUCAGAGCAGCUAAUUGUAAUA